Molecule: messenger RNA, 677 nt
Organism: Acomys russatus (golden spiny mouse)
Lineage: Eukaryota; Metazoa; Chordata; Mammalia; Rodentia; Muridae
Gene: Lypd1
Product: LY6/PLAUR domain containing 1
Exons: 3
Coding region: 248-649 (133 amino acids)
Biological process (GO): acetylcholine receptor signaling pathway
Molecular function (GO): acetylcholine receptor inhibitor activity
Source: RefSeq, a predicted model, not a curated record
CGCUCCGCCCCAGGGAGCGCGAACCCGGAGGAGCUUGGGACUAGCCAGCUCUGGUAGUCCCGGGCGCGGGCGAUGCGGGCGCCGCGGGCGACACCUGCGGCUCCUCUCGGUGGCAGCCGUCGCCUGGGCGGCAGCAGCUCGAGCCUCGGCAGCCUUAGCAGCUACAGUCGCCGCAGCCCGGAGAGCCUCCGUUGCGGUCGCGAUCUCUGAUGCUCCUGCCCGCUCCCGGCCCAGCCGAUCCGGGAGGAUGUGGGUUCUCGGCAUCGCAGCAACUUUUUGUGGAUUGUUCUGGCUUCCAGGGUCGGCGGCGCUGCAGAUUCAGUGCUACCAGUGUGAGGAAUUCCAGCUGAACAACGAUUGCUCAUCCCCUGAGUUCAUCGUCAACUGCACCGUGAAUGUUCAAGACAUGUGUCAGAAAGAGGUGAUGGAGCAAAGUGCAGGGAUCAUGUACCGGAAGUCAUGUGCAUCGUCAGCAGCCUGUCUCAUCGCCUCGGCUGGGUACCAGUCCUUCUGUUCCCCUGGGAAACUGAACUCCGUAUGCAUCAGCUGCUGCAAUACCCCUCUUUGCAAUGGGCCGAGGCCCAAGAAAAGAGGCAGCUCAGGCCUCGGCCAUCAGGCCAGGGCUGCUCACUACUGCCCUGCUCUUUAAUGCAGCCCUCUGCCUGGCACACUGCUGA